AUGCGACAACGGAAGAUAACGAUGGCGUUGGAGAGCAAGCGUUCUUGGUUGUUUCCUUCUCAUGCUCUGUACUUUUUUCCAGCAAUGAUUGCAAAGGUAGCAAUUGUUGUGGUGGGUGGUUUUCUAGGAUGGAUUUAUACACGAAUCAAACCACCACCUCCUAGGGUUUAUGGAUCACCUGGUGGACCUCCUAUUACUUCAGCUCGAAUCCAACUUAAUGAUGGAAGACAUCUAUCUUACAGAGAGUGGGGUGUCUCCAAAGAUAAAGCCAACAACAAGAUCAUUGUCACUCAUUGCUUUUAUAUCUCCAAAGACAUGAAACUCCUAAUUUCUCAGACUGAAGUGGUGGUUGCAGAGUCUAUAGCUUGUAUGGUAUCAUCAUCGACACUUGGAUGUGGAUGUUUAGCAACCAAUUUUCAACAGGUGGUUGUUGUCUACAAUUCCCUAGGGUGGAAGAGAUCUGAUGUUAUAAGACUUCCAGUUGUGAGUGAGAAUAUUGUUGUCUAUGACUCGAAUGGAAAAGAAGUAGAGUAUCAACUUCUGCCCAUAGUAAAUGACGCUAUUGCCCUUAGAAACUACUACACCAGUGCAUAUACUGGCAAAUCACCAAGUUCAACUCCCAAGUAUUCACUUGCAUUUACAGCAUCUGUUCCACCUCUGGGAUUUACCACCUAUGUCAUUUCACAACAGCACCUUUUUGCCUACUUUGCUGAUAUUCCAGCUGAAGCAUUCAAAACCCUAACUUCAUUGUCUGGAAUUGCUGGUUUCACUUUUUAUUUGAUCCGUGGUGAAAAGACUCUUGACUUGAUCAAGAGCAACUUCCCAUCAGGGAAAUACAUUUUUGCUGGAGUUGUUGAUGGAAGGAACAUCUGGGCUAAUGAUCUUGUUGGUUCUCUAGCUGGUCACAAAGACGAAGCAUUCUUCUCCGCCAAUGCUACUGCUCAGGCCGUUGCUUUGAGAAGCUCUGACCACCGUCGUGCCACCAAUGUUAGUGCCAGGCUGGAUGCCCAACAGAAAUUACACGAAAUUACACGAAAAUUAGGUGAUGUUGAUGGUUUAGCACCAGUUUGGAAUGCUGAUGUCAGAUUUUAUCGUAUCAAGGAUUUAUCAAGAAAACCCAUUUCCUAUUUUUACUUUGAUCCAUACUCUCGCCCAGCUGAGAAAAGAGGUGGUGCAUGGAUGGAUGACAAAAACUCUGUUAGGUUACCAAUUGCCCAUAUGGUCUGCAACCAAAUGCCACCUGUUGCUGACAAGUUGUCAGCAACAGGCCUUAUGACAUUUCGUGAGGGUCUGCUAGAAGGAUUGGAGAUUGCAGUUAAGCUUCUAUCUAAGACUUCACGCCAAGGACUUGAUGAAUUUAAGCUUGCAAUGUUUUACUUGAUUUGGACAUGA
Messenger RNA from Lactuca virosa, 1392 nucleotides. Lineage: Eukaryota; Viridiplantae; Streptophyta; Magnoliopsida; Asterales; Asteraceae. The record is from the annotation of a GenBank genome assembly.